UCUCUGCUCUGCCCGCGGGACUGCAGCAGCGGCGGCAGCGGCGGCGGGAGCAGGCGGACGCGCAGGAUGAGGCUGCGGCUUCUGGUGGCCGCGCUCUGCGCUGGGAUCCUGGCAGGGGCGCCACGAGUGCGAGCCCAGCACAGGGAGAGAGUGACCUGCACGCGCCUUUACGCCGCUGACAUUGUGUUCUUACUGGAUGGCUCCUCAUCCAUUGGCCGCAGCAAUUUCCGCGAAGUCCGCAGCUUUCUCGAAGGGCUGGUGCUGCCUUUCUCUGGAGCAGCCAGUGCUCAGGGUGUGCGCUUUGCCGCAGUGCAAUACAGUGAUGACCCACGGACAGAGUUUGGCCUGGAUGCACUUGGCUCUGGGGGUGAUGUGAUCCGUGCCAUCCGUGAGCUCAGCUACAAGGGGGGCAACACUCGCACAGGGGCUGCUAUUCUCCAUGUGACUGAUCGUGUCUUCCUGCCCCAGCUGGCCCGACCUGGCGUCCCCAAGGUCUGCAUCCUGAUCACAGAUGGGAAGUCCCAGGACCUGGUGGACACAGCUGCCCAAAGGCUGAAAGGGCAGGGGGUCAAGCUAUUUGCUGUGGGGAUCAAGAAUGCCGACCCUGAGGAGCUGAAGCGAGUUGCCUCACAGCCCACCAAUGACUUCUUCUUCUUCGUCAACGACUUCAGCAUCUUGAGGACCCUACUGCCCAUUGUUUCCCGGAGAGUGUGCAGGACUGCUGGUGGCGUGCCUGUGACCCGGCCUCCGGAUGACUCGACCUCUGCUCCACGGGACCUAAUGCUGUCUGAGCCAAGCAGCCAAUCCUUGAGAGUACAGUGGACAGCGGCCAGUGGCCCUGUGACUGGCUACAAGGUCCAGUACACUCCUCUGACAGGACUGGGACAGCCACUGUCGAGCGAGCGGCAGGAGGUGAACGUCCCAGCUGGUGAGACCAGCGUGCGGCUGCAGGGUCUCCGGCCACUGACCGAGUACCAAGUGACGGUGGUUGCCCUCUAUGCCAACAGCAUCGGGGAGGCUGUGAGCGGGACAGCUCGGACCACUGCCCUGGAGGGGCCAGAGUUGACCAUCCAGAAUACCACAGCCCACAGCCUCCUGGUGGCCUGGCAGAGUGUGCCAGGUGCCACUGGCUACCGCGUGACAUGGCGAGUCCUCAGUGGUGGGGCCACUCAGCAGCAGGAGCUGGGCCCUGGGCAGGGUUCAGUGUUGCUGCGUGCCUUAGAGCCUGGCACAGACUAUGAAGUGACCGUCAGCACCCUGUUUGGCCGCAAUGUGGGGCCUGCCACAUCCCUCACGGCUCGCACUGACACUUCUGUGGAGCAGAACCUGCGCCCAGUCAUCCUGGGCCCCACAUCCAUCCUCCUGUCCUGGAACUUGGUGCCUGAGGCCCGUGGCUACCGGUUGGAAUGGCGGCGUGAGAGUGGCUUGGAGCCACCGCAGAAGGUGGUUGUGCCCUCUGAUGUGACCCGCUACCAGUUGGAUGGGCUGCAGCCAGGCACUGAGUACCGCCUCACACUCUACACUCUGCUGGAGGACCGCGAGGUGGCCACCCCCGCCACCGUGGUUCCCACUGGGCCAGAGCUGCCUGUGGGCCCUGUGACGGAACUGCAAGCCACUGAGCUGCCCGGGCAGCGGGUGCGAGUGUCCUGGAGCCCAGUCCCCGGUGCCACCGGGUACCGCAUCACAGUGCGCAGCACCCAGGGGGUUGAGCGGACUCUGGUGCUUCCGGGGAGUCAGACAGUCUUCGACCUGGAUGACAUUCGGGCUGGGCUUAGCUACACUGUGCGGGUGUCUGCUCGAGUGGGUCCCCGUGAGGGCACUGCCAGUGUCCUCACCGUCCACCGGGAGCUGGAUACCCCACUGGCUGUUCCAGGGCUGCGAGUUGUGGUGUCAGAUGCAACGCAAGUGAGGCUGGCCUGGGGACCCGUCCCUGGAGCCAGUGGAUUUCGGAUUAGCUGGAGGACAGGCAGUGGUCCAGAAUCCAGCCAGAUACUGCCCCCAGACUCUACUGCCACAGACAUCACAGGGCUGCAGCCUGGAACUGCCUACCAGGUGGCUGUGUUGGCACUGCGAGGGAGAGAAGAGGGCCCCCCUGCAGUCAUUGUGGCUCGAACGGACCCACUGGGCCCAGUGAGGACAGUCCGUGUGACUCAGACCGGCAGCUCAUCUGUCACCAUUGCCUGGACCAGGGUUCCUGGCGCCACAGGAUACAGGGUUUCCUGGCAUUCAGCCCAUGGCCCAGAGAAAUCCCAGCUGGUUUCUGGGGAGGCCACAGUGGCUGAGCUGGAUGGACUGGAGCCAGAUACUGAGUACACGGUGCAUGUGAGGGCCCAUGUGGCUGGUGUGGAUGGGUCCCCUGCCUCUGUUGUUGUGCGGACAGCCCCUGAGCCUGUGGGCCGUGUGUCAAGGCUGCAGAUCCUCAAUGCUUCCAGCGACGUUCUGCGGAUCACCUGGGUAGGGGUCACUGGAGCCACAGCUUACAGACUGGCCUGGGGCCGGAGUGAAGGUGGCCCCAUGAGACACCAGAUACUCCCAGGAAACACAGACUCUGCAGAGAUCCGGGGUCUCGAAGGUGGAGUCAGCUACUCAGUGCGAGUGACUGCACUUGUUGGGGACCGCGAGGGUGCACCUGUCUCCAUUGUCGUCACCACACCACCUGAGGCACCGCCAGCCCUGGGGACACUUCAGGUGGUGCAGCGUGGGGAGUACUCACUGAGGCUGCGCUGGGAGCCGGUGCCGGGAGCUCAGGGCUUCCUUCUGCGCUGGCAACCCGAAGGUGGCCAGGAACAGUCCCGGGUCCUGGGGCCCGAGCUCAGUAGCUAUCAUCUGGAUGGGCUGGAGCCAGCGACACAGUACCGCGUGAGACUGAGUAUCCUGGGGCCAGCUGGAGAAGGGCCCCCCGCGGAGGUGACUGUGCAUACUGAGUCACCUCGUGUUCCAAGCACUGAACUACGUGUGGUGGGCACCUCGAUUGACUCCGUGACUUUGGCCUGGACACCAGUGUCCGGGGCAUCCAGCUAUAUCCUAUCCUGGCGGCCACUCAGAGGCCCUGGCCAGGAAGGGGCCCCACAGACACUUUCAGGGAUCUCAAGGUCCCAGCAGGUGACAGGGCUAGAGCCCGGCGUCUCUUAUGUCUUCUCCCUGACACCUGUCUUGGAUGGUGUGCGGGGUCCUGAGGCAUCUGUCACACAGAUGCCAGUGUGCCCCCGUGGCCUGGCAGAUGUGGUGUUCUUACUGCAUGCCACUCAAGACAAUGCUCACCGUGCGGAGGCUACGAGGCGGGUCCUGGAGCGUCUGGUGGUGGCACUUGGGCCUCUUGGGCCACAGGCAGUUCAGGUUGGCCUGCUGUCCUACAGUCACCGGCCCUCCCCACUGCUCCCGCUGAACGGCUCCCAUGACCUUGGCAGUAUCUUGCAAAAGAUCCGUGACAUCCCCUACAUGGACCCAAGUGGGAACAACCUGGGCACAGCCGUGGUCACAGCUCACAGAUACCUGUUGGCACCAGAUGCUCCUGGGCGUCGCCAGCACGUACCAGGGGUGAUGGUUCUGCUAGUGGACGAACCCUUGAGAGGUGACAUAUUCAGCCCCAUCCGGGAGGCCCAGGCUGCUGGGCUCCACGUGGUGAUGUUGGGAAUGGCUGGAGCGGACCCAGAGCAGCUGCGUCGCUUGGCACCGGGCGUGGACCCUGUCCAGACCUUCUUUGCCGUGGAUGACGGGCCAAGCCUGGACCGGGCUGUCAGCGGUCUGGCGGCAGCCCUGUGUCAGGCAUCCUUCGCUCCUCAGCCCCGGCCAGAGCACUGCCCGGUGUAUUGUCCAAAGGGCCAGAAGGGGGAACCUGGAGAAAUGGGCCUGAGAGGACAAGUUGGGCCUCCUGGCGACCCUGGCCUCCCGGGCAGUACCGGUGCUCCUGGCCCUCAGGGGCCCCCUGGAAGUACCAUUGCUAAGGGCGAGAGGGGCUUCCCUGGAGCAGAUGGGCGCCCAGGCAGUCCUGGCCGCCCAGGGACUCAUGGGACCCCUGGAGCCCCUGGCCUAAAGGGCUCCCCAGGGCUGCCUGGCCCUCGUGGGCAACCGGGAGAGCAAGGACCUCGAGGCCCAAAGGGGGAGCCGGGGCCUCCCGGACAAGUCACUGGAGGCCAAGGACCUGGGCUUCCCGGGCGGAAAGGGGACCCUGGACCAUCGGGCCCCCCUGGACCUCUUGGACCACAGGGGGACCCAGGACCCCGUGGCCCCCCAGGGCUACCUGGAACAGCUGUGAAGGGUGACAAAGGCGACCGUGGGGAGCGGGGUCCCCCUGGACCAGGUGAAGGUGGCAUUGCUCCCGGGGAGCCCGGGCUGCCGGGUCUUCCGGGAAACCCUGGACCCCAAGGCCCUGUUGGCCCCCCUGGAGAGAAAGGAGAAAAAGGUGACUCUGAGGAUGGAGCUCCAGGUCUCCCAGGACAACCUGGGUCUCCGGGUGAGCAGGGCCUACGGGGACCUCCUGGCACUACUGGCCCCAAAGGUGAUCGGGGCUUUCCAGGGCCUCUGGGGGAGGCUGGAGAGAAGGGCGAACGUGGACCCCCAGGCCCCGCGGGAUCCCGGGGGCUGCCUGGGGUUGCUGGACGUCCUGGAGCCGAGGGUCCUGAAGGACCACCAGGACCCACCGGCCGCCAAGGAGAGAAGGGGGAGCCUGGUCGCCCUGGGGACCCUGCAGUGGUGGGACCUGCUGUUGCUGGACCCAAAGGAGAAAAGGGAGAUGCGGGGCCUGCUGGGCCCAGAGGAGCUACCGGAGUCCAAGGGGAACGGGGCCCACCCGGCCUGGUUCUUCCUGGAGACCCUGGCCCCAAGGGAGACGCCGGAGACCGGGGUCCCACUGGACUCACUGGAAGAGCAGGACCCCCAGGUGACUCAGGGCCUCCUGGAGAGAAGGGAGACCCUGGGCGGCCUGGAGCCCCAGGACCUGUUGGCCCCCGAGGACGAGACGGUGAAGUUGGAGAGAAAGGUGACGAGGGUCCUCCGGGUGACCCGGGUUUGCCUGGAAAACCUGGCGAGCGUGGCCUUCGGGGGGCACCUGGAGUUCGGGGGUCUGUGGGUGAGAAGGGAGACCAGGGAGAUCCUGGAGAGGAUGGACGAAAUGGCAGCCCUGGACCAUCUGGAUCCAAGGGUGACCGUGGGGAGCCGGGUCCCCCAGGACCCCCAGGACGGCUGGUAGACACAGGACCUGGAGCCAGAGAGAAGGGAGAGCCUGGGGACCGCGGACAAGAGGGUCCUCGAGGGCCCAAGGGUGACCCUGGCCCGCCUGGACCCCCUGGGGAGAGGGGCGUUGAUGGGCUUCGGGGACCCCCAGGCCCACAGGGGGACCCUGGUGUCCGAGGCCCAGCAGGAGAAAAGGGUGACCGGGGCUCCCCUGGGCUGGAUGGCCGGAGCGGGCUGGAUGGGAAACCAGGAGCCCCCGGGUCCCCUGGGCUGAACGGUGCUACGGGCAAAGCCGGGGACCCGGGGAGAGAUGGGCUUCCAGGCCUCCGUGGAGAACAGGGCCCCCCUGGCCCCUCUGGUCCCCCUGGAUUACUGGGAAAGCCAGGCGAGGAUGGCAAACCUGGCCUGAAUGGGAAAAACGGAGAGCCUGGGGAUCCUGGAGAAGACGGGAGGAAGGGAGAGAAAGGAGAGUCAGGUGCCCCUGGGAGAGAAGGUCGUGACGGUCCCAAGGGUGAGCGUGGACCUCCUGGUAUCCUUGGACCCCAGGGCCCUCCAGGCCUCCCAGGACCAGUAGGCCCUCCUGGCCAGGGUUUUCCUGGCAUCCCAGGAAGCACCGGCCCUAAGGGUGACCGUGGGGAGACUGGAUCCAAAGGGGAGCAGGGCCUCCCUGGAGAGCGCGGCCUGCGAGGAGAGCCUGGAAGCCCGCAGAAUGUGGAGCGGUUGCUGGAAACUGCUGGCAUCAAGGUGUCUGCCCUGCGGGAGAUCGUAGAGACCUGGGACGAGAGCUCUGGCAGCUUCCUGCCUGUGUCUGAACGGCGUCGAGGCCCCAAGGGGGACCCGGGCGAGCGAGGCCCCCCAGGGAAGGAGGGCCCCAUUGGCUUUCCUGGAGAACGCGGGCUGAAGGGAGACCGUGGAGACCCUGGCCCUCAGGGGCCACCCGGCCUGGCCCUUGGGGAGAGGGGCCCCCCUGGACCUCCUGGCCUUGCCGGGGAGCCUGGAAAGCCUGGUAUUCCCGGGCUCCCAGGCCAGGCUGGGGGUGUGGGAGAGGCAGGAAGGCCAGGAGAGAGGGGAGAACGGGGAGAGAAAGGAGAACGUGGAGAACAGGGCAGAGAUGGGUCUCCUGGCCUCCCUGGAAUCCCUGGGCCCCCUGGACCUCCUGGCCCCAAGGUGGCUGUGGAUGGGCCAGGUCCUGGAGUUUCUGGAGAACAGGGACCCCCUGGACUCAAGGGUGCUAAGGGGGAGCCGGGCAGUGAUGGUGACCAAGGUCCAAAAGGAGACAGGGGUGUGCCAGGUGUCAAGGGAGACCGGGGAGAGCCUGGACUGAGGGGUCAGGAUGGCAACCCAGGUCUACCAGGAGAGCGCGGUGUGGCUGGGCCUGAAGGGAAACCGGGUCUGCAGGGUCUAAGAGGCCCCCCUGGCCCAGAGGGUGGCCGUGGAGACCCUGGACCGCCUGGUGCCCCGGGUCUUGCUGGCCCUGCAGGACCCCAGGGACCCUCUGGCCUGAAGGGGGAGCCUGGAGAAACAGGACCCCCAGGACGGGGCCUGCCUGGACCUACCGGAGCUGUGGGGCUUCCUGGUCCCCCUGGGCCUUCAGGCCUUGUGGGUCCACAGGGGUCUCCAGGUUUGCCUGGACAAGUGGGGGAGACAGGGAAGCCGGGAGCCCCAGGUCGAGACGGUACCAGUGGAAAAGACGGAGACAGAGGGAGCCCUGGGGUGCCGGGGUCACCAGGUCUGCCCGGCCCUGUCGGACCUAAGGGAGAACCUGGCCCUCCGGGGGCCCCUGGACAGGCUGUGGUUGGGCUCCCUGGAGCAAAGGGAGAGAAGGGUGCCCCUGGAGGCCUUGCUGGAGACCUGGUGGGUGAGCCGGGAGCCAAAGGUGACCGAGGACUGCCAGGGCCGAGAGGCGAGAAGGGCGAAGCUGGCCGUGCAGGGGAACCCGGAGACCCUGGGGAAGACGGUCAGAAAGGGGCUCCAGGACCCAAAGGUUACAAGGGUGAUCCAGGAGUUGGGGUCCCAGGCUCCCCUGGGCCACCUGGCCCUCCAGGUGUGAAGGGAGAUCCGGGCCCCCCUGGUGCCCCUGGUGCUCCUGGUGUUGUUGGAUUUCCAGGUCAGACAGGCCCUCGAGGAGAGAUGGGUCAGCCAGGCCCUAGCGGAGAGCGGGGUCUGGCAGGACCCCCAGGGAGAGAAGGAGUCCCAGGCCCCUUGGGGCCACCUGGACCACCGGGGUCAGUGGGACCACCUGGGGCCUCUGGACUCAAAGGAGACAAGGGAGACCCUGGAGCAGGGCUGCCCGGGCCCCGAGGCGAGCGCGGGGAGCCAGGUGUCCGGGGUGAAGAUGGCUACCCCGGCCAGGAGGGACCCCGAGGACUCACGGGGCCCCCUGGCAGCCGGGGAGAGCGUGGAGAGAAGGGUGAUGCUGGAACCGCAGGAUUAAAGGGCGACAAGGGAGACUCGGCUGUGAUCCUGGGGCCACCGGGUGCCAAGGGGGACAUGGGUGAACGAGGGCCCCGGGGCUUGGACGGUGACAAAGGACCUCGGGGCGACAAUGGGGACCCUGGUGACAAGGGCAGCAAGGGAGAGCCUGGUGACAAGGGCUUGGCUGGGUCACCAGGACUUCGUGGACUCCCGGGACCCCAGGGUCAACCUGGUGCAGUAGGGAUCCCUGGUGACCCGGGAUCCCCAGGAAAGGAUGGAGUGCCUGGUAUCCGAGGAGAAAAAGGAGAUAUUGGCUUCAUGGGUCCCCGGGGCCUCAAGGGUGAACGGGGGGUGAAGGGAGCCUGUGGCCUUGACGGAGAGAAGGGAAACAAGGGAGAAGCUGGUCCCCCAGGUCGCCCCGGGCUGGCAGGACACAAAGGAGAGACGGGGGAGCCUGGUGUGCCGGGCCAGUUGGGGUCCCCUGGCAAGGAGGGCCUGAUCGGUCCCAAGGGCGACCGAGGCUUUGAUGGGCAGCCAGGCCCCAAAGGUGACCAGGGUGAGAAAGGGGAACGGGGACCCCCAGGAAUUGGGGGCUUCCCAGGCCCCAGGGGCAAUGAUGGUUCUGCUGGUCCCCCGGGGCCACCUGGCAAUAUUGGUCCCAGAGGCCCCGAAGGACUUCAGGGCCAGAAGGGUGAGCGAGGUCCCCCUGGAGAGAGAGUAGUGGGGGCUCCUGGGGCCCCUGGAGCCCCUGGCGAGAGAGGGGAGCAGGGGCGGCCAGGGCCUGCUGGCGCCCGAGGUGAGAAAGGAGAAGCUGCACUGACGGAGGAUGACAUACGGGGCUUUGUGCGCCAGGAGAUGAGUCAGCACUGCGCCUGCCAGGGUCAGUUCAUCGCAUCUGGAUCGCGACCCCUCCCUAGUUAUGCUGCAGACACCGCGGGAUCCCAGCUCCAUGCUGUACCUGUGCUCCGGGUCUCUCAUGCAGAGGAGGAAGAGCGGGCGCCGCCACAGGACGAUGAGUACUCUGAAUACUCUGAGUAUUCUGUGGAGGAGUACCAAGACCCUGAGGCCCCUUGGGAUGAUGAUGACCCCUGCUCCCUGCCGCUGGAUGAGGGUUCCUGUACCGCCUACACCCUGCGCUGGUAUCAUCGGGCUGUGCCAGGUGGCACAGAGGCCUGUCAUCCUUUUGUCUAUGGUGGCUGUGGAGGGAAUGCCAACCGUUUUGGGACCCGUGAGGCCUGCGAGCGCCGCUGCCCGCCCCGGGUGGCCCAGAACCAGGAGACAGGUGCUGCCCGGAGCUGAGGCCCAGAUUAUGAGCUGACAUUCAGCGUCCCCUGGAGGAGUCGGGGUCUCCGCAGAACCCUGGUGCCCCUCCUCUUGGUGCUAGAGGCUCGUGUGCACGUGAGCGUGCGUGUGCAUGUCCGUUAUUUCAGUGACUUGGUCCCAUGGGUCUAGCCAUCCCCCCUGUGGACAAACCCCCAUUGUGGCUCCUGCCACCCUGGCAGAUGACUCACUAUGGGGGCUGGCUGUGGGCAGUGAGCGGAUGUGACUGGCGUCUGACCCGCCACUUGACCCAAGCCUGUGAUGACAUGGUGCUGAUUCUAGGGGGCAUUAAAGCUGCUGUUUUAAAAGGC
This is a messenger RNA of Saimiri boliviensis boliviensis (Bolivian squirrel monkey), 9218 nucleotides long. It is a transcript of the gene COL7A1, whose product is annotated as collagen type VII alpha 1 chain. The record is from RefSeq and is a predicted model, not a curated record. Gene Ontology annotation, biological process: extracellular matrix organization. Gene Ontology annotation, molecular function: serine-type endopeptidase inhibitor activity; extracellular matrix structural constituent conferring tensile strength; protein binding. NCBI's taxonomy places the organism in Eukaryota, Metazoa, Chordata, Mammalia, Primates, Cebidae.